CGCGCUGCAGGCGGCGCUCGGCCGCACGCCCCUCACGCCCGGAGGGUUGCGGCCGGUCUGCUACAAGGACGCGCUCGGACUGCCGCGGUGGGAGGCGGAGGAGCAGCGCUGCGGCGACGAGGCAGAGGGGCGGGGCGACUUUUACGCGGGCGCUCCGGCCGUUCGGGAGGCGGUCGAGUUGGCCAUCGAGCGGGCGAGGGAGGAGGCGGAGGAGGCGGCGGCGGGCGCGGCGGCGGAGGAGGCGGCGACCGUGGCGGCGGAGGCGGCGGCGGAGGCGGCGCGCGCGCUCGCGGCGCUCGAGAUUCAGGUGUGGCUGGAGCUCGACCGGCUCCUCGCCACCAUCGCCAGGCUGCGCGGCAAGGGGCAGCAGGUGCCCCGUUCUCCACCCACAGACGUGCCGCGCUUCUGUGUCGUUUUGUGGGGUGGCGCCCAAGAUCCAUGGACCAUCACAGAAGGGACCAUUGCAGGGGGGGAGAGACCUCCCCUUCCCCAUUUCCCCCUCGACCUCGACCGUUGUCCUUGCGGUGUCCAGGUGCCCGUGCCGAGCCAGCUCAUCGGGCUGAUGCCUCCCGCCCCCGAGGCGGGCGGCUGGCCCGUCGACUUCGAGCUCGCGAAGAUGGGGGCGCAGCUGCGUGAGCGGUACGAGGCGGCGCAGGCAGACGGCGAGGGCGACUCUUUCUCCUCUUGGGUCCAUUUUGUGCCCGUCGACCACGCGCACUAUUCGGCACGCCGCCGCGCACAGAGGCUGAGCUACGCCGUGUGGGGCGUCAUCGGCGUGGCCACCGACGACGCGGUUCAGCCGCUGCUCGAGGUGGGCAGCACGAGUGACCGGCUGCGGCGCGCGCUCGUGCGGAUGCGCGAGAUCAUGCAGCAGAUCGGGUGAACGAGAGAGUCUCGACUGCGAGAUGCGAGAGUAAUGCGUGUACGCAGAGCAAUCGUGAGAGUACUUUAGGAGUGGAAGUGUUUGGAUCAUGUCUGGAGGCCGGUGUGCUUGGUCGGAAUGUGUCGCCCCGCGCGUGUACGUGUAUGCUCUGAAUAGAUUAGAGAAACGCUC
Messenger RNA from Emiliania huxleyi CCMP1516, 1054 nucleotides. RefSeq lists its product as hypothetical. Lineage: Eukaryota; Haptophyta; Isochrysidales; Noelaerhabdaceae. The annotation marks the transcript as partial. The record is from RefSeq and is a predicted model, not a curated record. The transcript has 5 exons.